This is a messenger RNA of Thermothelomyces thermophilus ATCC 42464, 1276 nucleotides long. RefSeq lists its product as uncharacterized. The record is from RefSeq and is a predicted model, not a curated record. The transcript has a single exon. Bases 181 to 1188 code for a protein of 335 amino acids. NCBI's taxonomy places the organism in Eukaryota, Fungi, Ascomycota, Sordariomycetes, Sordariales, Chaetomiaceae.
GUCGGACGGGCCGGGACGAGGCUUCCAGCAGGCCCAGCGCCGCCACGCAGCUGGCUUUCUGGUCCCGAGAGAGCCGGGAACGCUCUCCGGCGCUCGGCGAUCGGAUACGGCGCGGCAGGCGGUUACGAGAAGCAGUCGCUGCCUGGGGCGAACUUGCCUGCGCGCGGGAGUCUCGCCGACAUGGUGCUCCGCCGCAUGGUCCUCGACUGGGAGUGGCAGAAAGAGUACUGCCAGUACCACUUGUAUGAACUUCCCACCAAGCUUCGGGUCGCCUUAGUCGUGUACCUCGUCACCUAUACCCGGGAGGGCGUGUCCCUGCAGGAUCUUCAGGCUAUCCUGCUCCCUCCACGGGACGUGCCGGAGUAUCAAGAAGACCCGAGCCUCGCCCCCAGCGUCGUAAAUGAGUAUUUCCAUUACCUCGACCUCUCCGGGUCGGUCGGCCGGUCCCUGAAGCUCCGCGAGCUCUCCGAUUUCCUCUUUCCCCCACAGCCAAAGUCCAUCGAGCUGCAAGAAUCCUGGGAGGAUGCUACCGAACAGUCCCCCGCCGGCGUCCCACGCCCGCUGCUCCCCAACCUGACCCACCUCUCCCUCGCGCUAAGCCCUACAACCUCAUCCUCCUCGUCUCCUCCCCACGGCGCCGCCGCCGCCACUCCUACCACUGUCUCCUGGCGCCACCUCCUCGCCUUGGCGGCUCACCUCCCAGGCCUGACGCAUCUGAGCCUCGCGUUCUGGCCUGAGCCGUCCCUGACACCUAAUGCCAGGCUGGCCACAGUGGUGUCGCCGCAGACGGGCCGCACCGUACCCUACGGCGGCACGGGACCCUACAGUCACUCGCUCGAUGACGACUGGGCGGAGCAGGUGUUAAUCCUCCGCCGGCUCAGCAGAAGCCUGUACGGGCUCGAGUACCUCGACUUCACGGGAUGCGGGGAGUGGUUCCCCGCACUGUGGGCGAGCGCCGGCGAGGGGGAUACGGUGGACUGGAGCGGCGCCUGGGGGAAGGUGGAAACACUUGUUAUGUUUCCGGGGUACCGGCUGAGGGAGGAUGCCGAUGCGGCUGAGACGGCAAGGUAUUGGGAGUAUGUGGAUUGGGCUCGACGGGUGGAGAGGCAUGUGAGGUCGCGAAGGGCAGGGAAGGGGAGGUUUAUCACUGUCGAGACAUCUAGACGGCCGGGGGAGAUAGGGUGUUAGAAUACAACGAUCAAUGAGGCGCCUAACUACGCUUGGGUUGUUGCGCUUUUUAUUAUAGCUUUGCUGGUUAUCGUGACAGCAACCUAUA